CCGGUCCCCUCGCCCGCCAGUCAGUGACCGGCCGCUCCCUGCACGACUCGUGAGGCUUCCGCCAUAUUGCAUUACAAACCCGUUCCGCUCCCUCGAAAAUGUAUCAAAAUGGUCUUUCUUAAACUGGACAAGUGCCGCCGCGACGCGAAAGUAACAGAGACUAUAGCGCUGUUCGAAGAACCUAAUCACCCCAAGAGGUUCUUCAAGUACAGUUGACCGCAGGUGCCCGCGUUCCGGGAUCCUCGGUUUGUGUUUCGGAACUCUUCGUUGACUUUAGACAAGCCGCCUAGACAAAAAACUUAAAUACUCCGCGCACAUUAUCUUUUUUACUCAUCGAAACUUUUUGCUACAUUAUUUUCGGCCAGUGUUUUAACUUUUUGACUUCGAAACUUUUUGGUGACGAUGGACGCAAAGAAGAUGGAGAAGCCCAAGUACACGCGGAUCCAGUCGUACGGCAGCAUGACCUCAUCCCGAAGUGAGGACGACAUGACGGUGCACAGCCAGGUGUUCCCCUACCCUAAGAAGAUGCUGGUGGAACGGGAGAUCCUUUACGAAGAGGAGCACCCGCCGUUCCAGCCGCUGAUCGUGACGUCACAGCUGUUCGGCAAGGCGCGCGCCCCCUGCCUCCUUCUGAGCUACCUGACCUUCUACUCCAUAUACCUGGUGACGGGCGCGCUGGUGUUCUCCGCACUGGAGGCUCCCAUGGAGAACGACAUUCGGCUGGAGGUGAUCCGUGCCAAGCAGGACUUCUUGGCUUUAAAUCCAGGAGUGGCUGACGCCGACCUGGAGUCUCUGCUGGACGUGGUGGUGCUGGCCAGCAACCGCGGCGUGUCGGCCGCGAGGAACGUCAGCGGCGGCCCCAACUGGAGCUUCGGCCAGUCGCUGUUCUUCGCGAGCACCGUCGUCACCACCAUCGGAUACGGCCACGUGACCCCUCUGUCGAAGCCCGGCAAGCUGUUCUGCAUGGUCUACGCGCUGCUCGGAAUCCCUCUAACCCUGGUGCUGCUGUCGGCUCUGGUGGAGCGUCUUCUUCUCCCGGCCACGGCCAUGCUGAGGGCCCUGAAUGCCAGGCUCGGCCAUCUGUACCGCCCGUUCACUAUACGGCUCGUGCAUUUGAGCAUUAUUGUAUCAAUCCUCAUUAUCUUCUGCCUGGUGAUCCCGGCCUCCAUCUUCGCGGCUCUGGAGCCGGGCUGGGACUUCCUUGACUCGCUGUAUUACUGCUUCAUCUCGCUCACCACCAUCGGCCUCGGAGACUACAUCCCGGGAGACUCGCCUGACCAGCCCUACCGACCGCUGUACAAGGUGUUGACUACCUGCUACCUACUCACCGGGCUGACCUGCCUGAUGCUGACGCUGACCGUGUUCUACGACAUCCCGCAGCUGAACCUCAGCUCCGUGUUCUCCUCCGUCAAGCUCGAUGAUGACCCGGAGAAGAUGCGCCUCAGUGGGUCAGGCCUUUGCCCCGGCUACGGAAUCGGCGGUCUAGUCAUGCGCGACGAAUACAGCGGCGACCAGCGUCGCUCCAUCGUGCAGAUCCGCCCCCGCGCCGACGACAGCCCCUCUCCUGAAGACACCACCCCCGUGCACGCGCGUGACCUACGUGUCCAUUAAGCAGCGGGUCACUCUCUAAGACGAAAAACGAAGUUUCGGAGCGCAGCCAUGACUCCAUCUCAUCUAGGCAGCUCUCGUUCGUUCGUUUUUCGUCAGAGUAACCCUCCAGGCGCGAUGGCACGGACGAUGCGGAAUUAUUACCUCCUUGUUUGUUGGCUGAAUGGUUCGAGGUUCAAGCCUCUUUGCGGGAAAACUGUUUGGUUAAGUACAUACUCCUUGGAGAGCGUUUCGAUGAGUAAAGUAAACAAAAAAAAAUGAUUCCAGUUUUGAAAUUCGUAUCUAUGCGCUAGCUAUUAUUCGUUGAAACGUUUUCUAAACGAGAAAUCCAUAGAGCUAAAAAGAGGUGUGAACCAUAUUGCCUGUGAAUUUAGGGGUAGUUCCAAAAAAUAUGAUCUUAAGAACGGAUUGUUUCGUAAUCGUCCGACAUUGCAGUUCAAUGAAGUGAGUUUGGUUUCCACCCGGUUUUGCUCGUGUCGCCAUGUCCGGCACAAUACAACUUGCGAAUCCAUACGGAACCGAUGAAAAUAAGAUUUUAUGUAACAUUAUACUGAAUAUAAUAUAUCUGUCUGUAAAAU
Plutella xylostella (diamondback moth) is the source of this 2186-nucleotide messenger RNA. Its product is annotated as potassium channel subfamily K member 6. Gene Ontology annotation, molecular function: potassium ion leak channel activity; outward rectifier potassium channel activity. Gene Ontology annotation, cellular component: plasma membrane. Gene Ontology annotation, biological process: potassium ion transmembrane transport; stabilization of membrane potential. Lineage: Eukaryota; Metazoa; Arthropoda; Insecta; Lepidoptera; Plutellidae. The record is from RefSeq and is a predicted model, not a curated record.